This is a messenger RNA of Fraxinus pennsylvanica, 1767 nucleotides long. The record is from the annotation of a GenBank genome assembly. NCBI's taxonomy places the organism in Eukaryota, Viridiplantae, Streptophyta, Magnoliopsida, Lamiales, Oleaceae.
AUGGAAAUGUUUUUCAAAAGACUGAGCAAGGCUGCACCGAUCGCAUUCGGAAGCACCAAUUUUCGCUUCCCCUUUGGAGCUCUUCAACGCGGAACGGGAUACCCGUCAGAGGUCCAAAAUUAUAUGAAAUGGAGGUAUGUGCAUAAAGUUAGAUUUUACAACACUUUGGUGAUUGGGUAUGCUGUUGCGGGCAAAUCUGAGGUUGCACUGGAGCUGUUCGGUAGAAUGAGGUUCCAGGGCGUGGACUUAGACGCAUUUGCAUACCAUGUGUUGUUGAAUUCACUAGUCGAGGAGGGCUAUUUUGACGUGGUGGAAAUGGUGGCAAAGCAGAUUAGAGUCCGAGCAAUUCAGAAUGAGGUAACACAUUCGAUUAUGAUGAGGAGUUUCUGUAAGCAGAAUGAGUUGGAGAGGGCUGAAAACUAUCUACGAGGUCUGGUGGGAGAUAAUGGGAUGGGAUUGAGUGGGGUUGCGGUUGGUAUUUUUGUGGAUGCUUUGUGCAAGGAUAAUCAGUUUGAGAAAGCUGCAUUAUUGAUUGAGGAGUUCCAUAAAAUGAAUUUGGUUUCGAUGGAGUAUGCAUAUAGCGUGUGGAUUAGGGACCUUGUUAAGGCUGGGAAGUUGGAUGGGGCAUUGGAGUUUUUGAAUGAUAAACAGUCAGUCGAGGGUUAUGUUCCUGAUGUUUUUCGUUAUAGCUCAUUGAUUUGUAGGCUUUUGAUGGAGAAUAGGCUUAUUGAGGUGUGCGAUUUAUUGAUGGAGAUGAAGUGGAGGGGAAUAUUGCCUGAUGAUGUCACAAUGAAUGCAACAUUAUGCUUCUUAUGCAAAGCUAGAAUGAUGGAUGUUGCCAUGGAUUUAUAUGAUUCGAGGGCAGAGUUUGGCCUUUUAGUGAGUUGCAUGGCUUAUAAUUAUCUUAUAAAUACUCUAGUGGGGGAUGGUACUGUUGAUGAAGCAUAUCGCGUAGAAGGAAAGCUCGAUAAGAUGAAAGAGUUGGUUCUUGUUGCAUUAGACCAGAAUAUCAUGCCCAAUGACUUGACUUAUGACAAGUUCAUAUCAUCUCUCUAUAGGGCCAAGAGAGUUGAAGAUGGUUACUUGGUUUAUUUAGAUCAACUCAAUGAAGAUGCUUCUCCAAAAGUUGCACUAAAUCCUAAUAAAUGGUUUGAGUUCAAACUGCAAGACAAGGCACAGGUCAGCCACAAUUCUCAGUUAUUCAGGUUUUCAUUUGAUCCUGCUGCGAAGUUAGGCCUUGAUGUUGCAUCCUGCAUUAUUAUUACAAGGUCUCAUAGGAGUCUUCCUUUUCAACUUGUCCUUCAUCUGCAGUGCAACUUGAACAGCCUCUUCCAUGCUAAAGUGGCACCAGCAGGACAAAAUCCUGAAGGAAAACCCAAAUAUGUUAUUCGUCCGCCUAUUGAAAAGCUCAGAUACAAUCCUAAUAUGAAAAAACAUAUUGGCAUGAUUGCAGGAGGCUCUGGCAUCAGUCCGAUGCUUCAGAUAAUUGAUGCUAUCCUUAAAAACCCUGAUGAUAAUACCCAGGUUACAUUGCUGUAUGCUAAUGUAUUCUACACUGUUGAUAAUCCAACAAAAGAUUGGCACGGAGGUACGGGUUACAUAGCUAAUGACAUGGUAAAGAAAGGAUUGCCUGGCCCUGGUGACGAUACACUUAUUCUUGUUUGUGGUCCUCCUGGAAUGAUGAAAAAUAUAUCCGGUGAUACGGCACCAGAUUGGUCGCAAGGAGAGGUGCUUGGAUAUACAGAAACUAUGGUAUACAAAUUUUAA